Messenger RNA from Penicillium atrosanguineum, 1458 nucleotides. RefSeq lists its product as uncharacterized. Gene Ontology annotation, biological process: secondary metabolite biosynthetic process. The coding region runs from base 1 to 1458 and encodes 485 amino acids. NCBI's taxonomy places the organism in Eukaryota, Fungi, Ascomycota, Eurotiomycetes, Eurotiales, Aspergillaceae. Gene Ontology annotation, molecular function: monooxygenase activity; FAD binding. The transcript has 3 exons. The record is from RefSeq and is a predicted model, not a curated record.
AUGACAAAGGUCCUUCACACCCAGCCUCAAUUCCAAUUUCCAACCUCCAUGAGCCAGGACACUAACUCUAAGCAGGGCUCUCAUCAAGUACACGUUGGCAUCGUCGGGGCGGGGAUCGGUGGCCUGGCGGCGGCCAUUGCAAUGUGCCACGCCGGGGCUCGGGUCACAGUGCUGGAGGCUGCCGAAGAACUUGGCGAAAUUGGCGCGGGCAUUCAGAUGACCCCCAACGUCUCUGUACUUCUUCAGAGAUGGGGCGUGGAUAAGAUUAUCGGUGAUAACCUGGUCCAAUUUGAGGAAUUGAAUAUGCGCCGCAAAGAUGGCACUCCAGUGGGCUUUACCAAGAUCUCGACCAUUGAACGAGACUUGCAGCGGCCCUGGUGGGUGGUUCAUCGAGCUCAUCUCCACGAGGGUCUAGCUACUAUCGCCACCAAAACCGGGACAGAUAUCAAAAUCAACUCGCGAGUCAUCAAAUUAGACUAUGAGACAGACCAGGUGGUUGUGACUACCCAACAGGGUGCUGCGUAUACAUUUGAUCUCUGCAUCGGAGCGGAUGGUAUAAACAGCGUUGUCCGGAAGACGCUGUUCCCCGAUGUCCGCCCUGAGCCCCCGACAACAAACUGCGCAUAUCGUGCCAUUGUACCCUACGAUGAGAUUCGCCAAGAUCCUAUUGCAAAGGAGCUCAUCAAGAAGCUUACAAUGGAGGUGUGGAUGGCACCUGAUUCGUAUAUCAUCACCUACCCAAUCUGCGCAGGCAAGAUGUUCAAUCUGGUCCUGUCACAUCAUCGCCCUGAAAGAUUGCGUGUUACUGAGAACGAUGUUCCUAUCGAAGAGAUGCGAGAGGAGUUCAAGGACUACGAUCCCCGAAUCAAACGUAUCGUCGAUAUGAUCCCGGAAGUGUCGCGCUGGCCACUCAUGGUGACCGGGCCCUUGGAGUCCUGGUCUUCACCCCAGAAGAACGUGGUUCUUAUGGGUGAUGCGGCGCACUCCAUGGUCAACCACAUGGCCCAGGGAGCGGCGACUUCCAUGGAGGACGGAGCUUUCCUGGCCAAGUGUGUGGAAGGUGUCGUUCAAGGAAAGCUGAGCCUACGGGAAGCAGUUGGUAUUUACGAAGCUGAGCGUAUGCCUAAGGCGUACGAGAAGCAACAAGUGUCCUAUAUCAACGGAGCCAUAUGGCAGGUGCCAGAUGGCCCGUUGCAAGAAGGACGCGACGCCGCUAUGGCCUCAGAGCUGCAGGGCAAGUACUUUAUUCGCAGCAGCAAUCUUUAUGGUGAUCCACAGACGGUGCUGGACAUCUAUGGAUACGACGCCGAAGGCCACGCACAGGAUGCGAUCGAAAAACAGCGUCAAGGUGGGAAAGAACCGGCUCACCCUGCGACUAAAGUCACCUCAAAACUGCAGCGCAAAUACAUGGACUGGUUCCUGCCCGCCCAAGGUCGGAAAUCUGCCGAGAAGUUGUGA